Molecule: messenger RNA, 3219 nt
Organism: Carassius gibelio (silver crucian carp)
Lineage: Eukaryota; Metazoa; Chordata; Actinopteri; Cypriniformes; Cyprinidae
Gene: znf276
Product: zinc finger protein 276
Exons: 11
Coding region: 275-1891 (538 amino acids)
Biological process (GO): regulation of transcription by RNA polymerase II
Cellular component (GO): nucleus; chromosome; kinetochore
Molecular function (GO): zinc ion binding; chromatin insulator sequence binding
Source: RefSeq, a predicted model, not a curated record
GGUGCUGCGUCUGCUCUCGCGCAGCGACGUCACAUCCGCUACUCCUGUUGACAACAGGACGCUUCCGGUCGUGUAAUGCACCGUCGUGUUCUCAUGAAAUAUUUGAUUAUAUAUAAAUAUUUGUUUUUGUGCAUUUAUAAGUUAAAUUAUUCGGAAAACACUCUAAGUAAGUCCCGCCUGCAGCGCGUGCUCGGUGAGGCGCUGAUGAAUUGACUGACGCGUGUGAAUUAUAAUCAGUUCAGAUAUUGAUGAAGUAGUGUAUUGAUCAGAGAAGAUGAUGAAGAGAGCGGCGCGACACGCGCGGAGGGGCAGAGCGGGCAAGCGAGCCUGUAACCGAGCGAGGACGGACGAGCACACGGCGGCGGACACCGGCCGAAUGAGCACUGGAUUCUGUCGACUCUGUCAUGGGAAGUUUUCCACGCGGCGGCUGCGGCAGGCGUUUGCGCAGCUGCAAGGCGAGUCCUGCGCCGUGUACCCACUCUUCUGCACAGACUUCCAGCAGCUCUUAGGAAUCCCCAUGAACAGAGACCCCAGUCUGUCCCAAUUCAUCUGCAACAACUGCCAUGCUCAGUUCUACAAGUGCCACAGCAUCCUGCUGGACUUCAGGAACCGAGUCAACCUGACGCCCGUCUCCAGAGACAGGAACAGCACUGAAUGCUCGUCGUCACAGGAAGACAUCACUUUAUUCCGGUCACACAUCACAUCAGACAGACGGUGUCUGCACGGUCUGGUGUCAUGGGCUCACAGUCACGCGGAGGACUGCCAUUCCUGCCCUGACCUGCAGGAGGUGCUGGAGGGCCAGUGUCGAGGGGCCCUGAAGGUGGUGUGGAGAUGUGUGGACGGUCACACUUAUGUGAUGGACACCAACGGCGCUCAGGCCAGAUCAAACGCUGGACCGGAAACCACUAAAACUCAAUGUGAUGACAGAGAGAAAGCAAACAAAGAGGACCACCAAUCAGCAUCGAGAACUAACAGCAUCCACACGGCGAGAUCAGGUGAAGCUGCUGCACCUCAGAAUCACAGCAGUGAUGCAGACCGAACACAAGACAUGCAUACCUGUGAGGAGACCGCCACUUCAGUAGCACCACUGCUGAUGGACGGAGAAGAUGUGGACAGCGAUCUCUCAGACAAAAAUGUGUUGAGUGAUGAAGAGUGUGAGGACAGGAGGAAGAGUGGUUCAUCUGAAGACAGCUCAGAUCUGAACACUGACAAGCGUUGUUCAAAGAGAAAAGAGACCAAGACACUGGAACCCAAAGCCAGGAGGAAACCUGGACCCAAGCCUGGCUGGAAGAACAACAUCAAGGCAGAGCGAGAGGAGCUGCCCACCAUCUACAAGUGUCCUCACCAGGGCUGUACAGCGGUCUACAGAGGAGCCGACGGCAUGAAGAAACACAUCAAGGAGCAUCACGAGGAGGUGCGGGAGAGACCGUGUCCACAUCCAGGCUGCAACAAGGUCUUCAUGAUCGACAGAUACCUGCAGAGACACGUCAAACUCAUCCACACAGAGGUGAGGAACUACAUCUGUGACGAGUGUGGCCAGACGUUCAAGCAGAGGAAGCAUCUGUCAGUGCAUCAGAUGCGUCACUCCGGAGCCAAGCCGCUGCAGUGUGAGGUGUGCGGCUUCCAGUGCCGUCAGCGGGCCUCGCUCAAGUAUCACAUGACCAAGCACAAGGCGGAGGCGGACCUGGAGUUUGCUUGUGUGAUCUGUGGCAAACGCUUCGAGAAGGCACACAAUCUGAACGUGCACAUGUCUAUGGUGCAUCCUCUCCUGCAGGGCGGCAGCGGUUCAGUUCCUCCAGACGCGUCCGCCAGCAGCCCCCCGGCAGCUCAACACGACAUCAGCUGUGUGCUGGACAGUCUUCAGCCCAAACUCACUGACCGCACCGUAUAGACCCGCGUCUGACGCUGCUCUGAGGAGACAGACACGUACAGGAAGUGCAGUCUCACUGAGAAACGUUUCUGUCUCUCUUCCUAAGGCUAGUGAGGGGCUUUUCUAAGGAUCUGAGUUUGAAACACAGGUCACAGACUGCUACGGCCAGAGUAAUAUUUCAUCCUCACAAGCUGCAUGAAAAAGGGGAAGUUACAGAGAGCCCUGAAAGGCUGAAAUCUGAAAGUGUGACAUCUGUAGUGAGCAGCCAAUCACAGCAAACACACAGAGCAACACUCUCACGAGAGAGAGAUAGAGAGGCAUCAGUUUAAACGUUUAGCAGGAUGGGGAAAACACUGCUAGCAGAAGAAAACAUCUGACUAUAUAAAGCACUGAAGCAUUUCUAGUUCUCCGAGCACUUGAGAAGAAAACACACAGCCAUUUUACAAGCUUUUAUAUAUUCUAAAGUUUUUAUUCAUAUCUAAAAGUUGAAAGUUAGAAAGAUUUCCUUGUUUAACACAAUAAAGAUAUAAAAUUCAUAAAAGAAGUAGUAAUUAUUAGCGGUGUGAUUAUCUGCAGUCAUUUGGAGCAGGAACCAGGGUCUCCUAGGGUCCGUAAGGUCUAGUUUAGUGAUCACAGUUAAGGCCAUUAAAAGUCUUCAGGGGUAAGAGAAGGUCUUAUAUUUGGGGACUAAAGAAAGAGCAGAACUGUGAUACGGCUGACUGAAGAAACAUGAGUGCUGCGGUCCCCGGGACGUCCCGAAAGCUCCUCCUUCACCAGAAAAUCAGCCUGUUUUUACACUGCAGAGGAAUGUGAACCGCUGGAUCCACAAGAUGAUUACAGAUCCAUUAUAAAAACCUAAACAACUAAGAGCGUAAAAUGUGUUAUCUAAUAUAAUUGAUUGAUAUGUUUAAUAGUUUUGACUUAAAAAUGGUUUAAAGGGUGAAAUGUGAAGUGAAUCAUUUUCUCAGUCUCUGUGGAAGCCUGUAUCUGAACUGAUAAUGGGUCUGACGGUGUAAGCGUAGACGUGUCCCGCUCAUCCUGCAGAUGAUGGGUCUGCUCUAGAGUCAUGACACACUCGGACAGAGGUGUUGCUUCAUGCUUUAUUCUCCUGCUCAGAGCCUGUGUUAAUCAUGUGACUGAUCCCGUGCUGACGAUGUCAUGUGAAGCUGCCGAGCGCCGCCGAGAUCUCUGGAUCCAGCUGCUCAUAUUCAGACCGCAGCUACAGGAAACACAUCACAGACACACACUCACUGGCAGCUAACAGCACAAACACUUCUGUUCUCAUCAAACUAUGUCUGUGUUUGGAUCUGUACAUAAUAAAUACAUCUAGUUUUGCGUGUUCAAAGCUC